Ectocarpus sp. CCAP 1310/34 is the source of this 1530-nucleotide messenger RNA. The record is from the annotation of a GenBank genome assembly. NCBI's taxonomy places the organism in Eukaryota, Phaeophyceae, Ectocarpales, Ectocarpaceae.
AUGGCCACUCUAGGACCCAUCUCCGCAUCAGAAAUAAUAGAGGCGCUCUUAGUGGAACAGAGAGCAUCUGAUGCAAUGGAAUUGCCGAAAGUGCUCAUUCAGGACGUAGAGUCAGAAUCGGGUAGUUAUCAAGAAGCCCGCCAGUCCAAGUACUCCACGAUUUGGGGCAAGGCCAUGUCUGCAGAAUUUGAAGGCCUGUUAAGAGCAGGAACGUUCGCGUUAGCAGAGAAGGCUCCACUAGGCUGUAACAAAAGCGUAUCCGGCCUCAUGGCCACUCUAGGACCCAUCUCCGCAUCAGAAAUAAUAGAGGCGCUCUUAGUGGAACAGAGAGCAUCUGAUGCAAUGGAAUUGCCGAAAGUGCUCAUUCAGGACGUAGAGUCAGAAUCGGGUAGUUAUCAAGAAGCCCGCCAGUCCAAGUACUCCACGAUUUGGGGCAAGGCCAUGUCUGCAGAAUUUGAAGGCCUGUUAAGAGCAGGAACGUUCGCGUUAGCAGAGAAGGCUCCACUAGGCUGUAACGUGAUAAAUGCUAGAUGGGUCUACAAAUGGAAAGCAGAUGAAACAGGCAAGAUAGUGAAGGCCGAGGCCAGGCUUGUAGCGGAGGGUUUCAAGCAGAAGCACGUUGUGGAUUAUCUUGGGACCUUCUCGCCUACUGCAAAUGCUUCAUCGAUUCGCUUGUUGGUAGCAUUGGCGUGCAAGUAUGAUUUGGAAUUUUUCCACUUUGAAAUUGAGCAAGCGUUUGUUCAGUCGGAACUGGAUCACGAGGUGUUCAUGAAGUUGCCUCCUGGCUGCAAGUCGAUGACAGGAAAGGUAGUCCGUAUAGACAAAAGUUUGUAUGGACUGAGGCAGGCAUCUAGAACAUUUCACAAGAGACUAGUGUCGGACCUGAAUUGCAUGGGUUUCGAACAGUCUUUGUCUGACCCCUGUGUUCUUCGUUUCGUGAUGGGAGACGAGGUGUUGGGUAUGAUUGCGAUUCAUGUGGAUGACAUUCUGUAUGCAGGAAUUGAGAGGCUUGCCACGAUGGUUGUGGAAGCGCUAGGUGACUCUCUUCCCACGAAGAAUUUGGGCAAGGUCAGGUCCGUGAUGGAGGAUGAGGGGGCAGGAGAUGUGCCGUUCCGAGAGGUGGUGGGGAGCCUGAUGUGGAUCGCCAACCAGACAAGGCUCGACAUCUCGAAUGCUGUGCGGGCGGUGGCGAGGCACUCACACGAGCCGAAGACAAGCCACCGGAAGGCGGCCCAGAAGAUUCUGAGUUAUGUUCUGGAGACGGCACAUCUAACUUUGAUGUACAAGCAGGACACUAUGGUAGACGUUGGCACGUUGGAGUACGUAGACGCAGACAUCGCCAGUAAGACCACUGACCGUAGAUCGAUUUCGGGAGCAAUAGUUCUUGUAGCUGACUGUCUUGUUGCUUGGAUUUCUAGGACGCAGAAAUGUGUCACACUUUCAACAACUGAAGCAGAGUAUGAUGCGAUGGGUGAUGGGUGUAAAAGAGGCUUUGUUUUUCAACGGAAUGCUCGAGUUCUUGAGGCCUAG